AUGGCUUGGACAACCAUUGGCUACCAUGCUUUUGAGCAGAGGUGCUUUGACGAGCUGUCUUCACAGGAUUGCGCCGGGAACUACCAUAUUGACAUAUCACCAAUGCGUUGGUCUGCUAGCCCUUUGUCUGCCAUUUCUUACACCCGGAAAGAAACAGCUCGAAAAUUAGGUGCGACAUUGACUGACUCGCAUGAGGCAACGCCAGUCAAGGGAAAGGGGCUCAAAGCACGUGGUGGCAAGUUGGACGUCGCAUUGGAGUCCCCAAACUAUGUGAUUUGGCGCCUGCAAACGCAGGAGAACGUUGCUGAGCAGGUUGUCAAAGGCAUCAUCAAGCCGCUCCAUGAGCACAAGGGCUUUGACAUGCACCGGCCGUUCCAGCCGUUUGUGCCUCUUGAUUUGCCGGGCAAGUGGAAGGUUGAUCUAGUGUCUGCAAGCAUCCAGCCGAGCUUUCCAGUGCCUCACAGCCUGACUUUUGGCAGCACGGAGAAAGACUUGCCAUGCACCUACUAUUUGGCAAUGCCACCUGAGUGUUUGCCAUUGAAGGAAUUGCUGCAUGUGAAACGUGCUUUACCCCUGCUCAAGCUGCUCCUGCAGAAUGAGCGGGACGAAGACAUGAAAGUGCUCUUGCAGAACUGCUGCAACUUGACCGGUGACUACAUUGGAGUGCCAUUGGUUGCCAGCCAUAUCACGGCAAUGACCUUGGGCUUCUUUGCUUACAAGCCACUGCAAUCUGUUGGUGGUCAAGAGUCAGAUUGCUUGCACCUGCUGCGCUUUAGCACCAAAGAUUUGCUGGACACACUUCCUCCACAUUCAAGCCCGUUGUGUUCCUUUUGGCUUAUCAAUCCCAUUGGCCUGACUCGGAUGAUUGAGAAUCAAGAAGUUGGGUUACUCGUCAACACCUUCAAGAUGAAGGUCAGCCUGACUGCAAAAUACAAAACCCAGAUGGAUCUUGUAGAGCAUCAUGAAAAAAUGAGAUUGCAGGGCCGGAAGCGCAGAUUGGAAGAUGACGUUGCCCGGUUGGAAGCAGAGCUCUGUGAGAGGAAGGCAGAGGUAGAGCAGGUUGCCAAGAAGCUUUGCCCCCUGCCUGAGCCAAUAGCUGAGCCUGGAUCUAGUGAGUUAGCGUGUGCGCCAGCUGCUUGA
Messenger RNA from Cladocopium goreaui, 1140 nucleotides. The record is from the annotation of a GenBank genome assembly. NCBI's taxonomy places the organism in Eukaryota, Dinophyceae, Suessiales, Symbiodiniaceae.